GAUCCAACUUUUGCCAUCACUCAAUUUUGUGCGAUCUGUCCAGUGCUCCACCUCGCAGUCCUGAAGAACAAUCAAAAUAACCCAUCGACACAGGGAAGAGAAACUGAUAGACGUGGUAAAAAUGGAAGUGGGUAUGUCUUUGAACGCACUGAUUCGUCUACCAAUGUCGAAUUCAAGAACAUACGACGAAACCCUUAUUAGACAUUCCUUUGUCUCCUCACGAGCAUCCCAAAAAUCCCUUCAGGAGCCGAAACGACAACACCUACUGGUAAUUGAAGCCAAGGGAAAGAAAGGGAUGAUGUCUCGUCAGUUUCAACGCCCGCCACCUCCCCCUUUGCCCAAGAUGGAAGACGAUGGCAAUCCUAAAUUUGUUGUCUUCAUCCGCAUGGCCAACGUAAAUCUAUGGUAUCCUCUUAGUAUUAUAACUGGAGGUACAACUGCAAAGAUUAUGGUAUCAGCAAAAGAUAACUUUUUGGGAAAAUAUAUUUACAAAGACACCCUUAGUAGGAAUCUUGCUGCUGUUAUUUACAGAGAUGAGAAGGAGGUACAGAAGACGGCGGUUAAGCAACACAAAGUGUUGAGAACAGCAACUGAGUUUAGAUAUGGCUACAAGCUUGUUGAAAAUAACAAUGUUAGAUCAGCACUUACCUCUUCAGGUGUUAUCGAGCUCCCAACACAAGACAAGCUAAAGACAGUACUUGAUAAAGUGAAGGACUUCUUUGGGGAUGCUAAGGAAUCUUUUGGGAAGCUCACAGCUCUAAAUUCUGCAGAGACUGAGGAUGAAAAACCCAGUGUUAAAAGUUGAAUAUGAAGAACAUUGGAGCAUAAAGCAACAAAAGGAGGGGAUGAUUCUGCCAGCAUAAGUUUUGUCCAUGAAUCAAUAUAUGCUAUGCUUGCAUGAAUAUCUUGUAUUGUAUCAUGUCAAUCUUAAUUCCUAACUACUUCCAAGCUAAAAAGAUUUUCAUCGAAUCCAACAAAAUGGAGUUUUGUGCAUAUGAAGAAACCACUAUUGAUGAUACACUUGAUAUGAAGAACAUCAUUGUCUUAUGUAAUGAUUUGGCAUCAAGAUGUGUAAUAUGUUGAUAAAUUUAGUAUGUUCUUAUAUUAGGGCAUUUGC
This is a messenger RNA of Impatiens glandulifera, 1117 nucleotides long. RefSeq names its product protein HHL1, chloroplastic. The record is from RefSeq and is a predicted model, not a curated record. The transcript is spliced from 6 exons. Lineage: Eukaryota; Viridiplantae; Streptophyta; Magnoliopsida; Ericales; Balsaminaceae. The coding region runs from base 122 to 805 and encodes 227 amino acids.